AUGGAGAUAUCGAAGACAUAUAACAACAACAAUUUCCCGCUGGAAUUGAAAGAUGUUGAACAGCAUACAGCUGAAAUUUUAAUGAAAUAUUUCACUGGUGAACACACCGGCUUUGUGCGCGUGGGACCCAAGGGAUACUUCCUUCCGCAUAAAUACAAGCAAGAGGCCUCAAACAUCUACAACAUGGAAGUGAGAUCGAGUGAUAUUUUCGUCGCCAGCUAUCCCCGAUCAGGCACCACUUGGACUCAAGAACUGGUUUGGAUGGUGGCCAACGACUUGGACUAUGCGACGUCUAACUCUAUACCUCUCACCGAACGAUAUCCAUUCCUGGAAUUUUCAGUGUUUGUGCACCCCGUUAUGAAGAAACGUUUCUAUAUGGAGAAUCGUGACAGUGAAAGGAAAAUAAAAUUGCUAGAACUGUUGGAUACAGCCAAAGUCGUCUACGUGGCCAGGGACCCCAGAGACGUUGCAGUCUCCUUCUAUCAUCUUAACAGAGCUAUGAGGACGCAGGGCUAUAUUCACGAUUUCAAAACUUACUGGAAAUUCUUCGUAAAUAAUUUACAUCAUUGGACACCUUAUUUUGAACAUCUGAAAGAGUCAUGGGAGCAGAGACAUCACCCCAAUAUGUUGUUCCUAUUUUACGAAGAACUUUCCAAGGACCUACCGGCAGCAAUACGUCGAGUCGCAAACUUCCUUGACAAGUCUUUCACAACAGAACAAAUAGAAAAGUUAUGCGAGCAUCUCAGCAUAGAGAACUUUAAAAAUAAUAAGUCUGUUAACUAUGACGUGAUGAAAGAGCUGGGAAUUUUAAUAUCAGACGGACAGUCUUUUAUUAGGAAGGGAAAAACCGGUGGCUGGCGCGAUUAUUUUGAUGAAGAAAUGACACAACAGGCGGAUAGGUGGAUUGCCGAAAAUCUCUCUGACACCGACCUCCGCUUUCCCCAUAUGACUGAAACG
This is a messenger RNA of Iphiclides podalirius (scarce swallowtail), 957 nucleotides long. The record is from the annotation of a GenBank genome assembly. Lineage: Eukaryota; Metazoa; Arthropoda; Insecta; Lepidoptera; Papilionidae.